CUUGAAAAGUGGUGAAAAGUUUUCAGACCCCCUCCUCUCCUCUCCUCCUCUGAAUGUUUUUGUUGGGGGAAAAGUUUGUUGGUAGUUAGCUAACUAACUAACUAUCUAAAGUAGGUCCAUCGUGUUUUCUCCCCCUCGGUAACAAUGCGGGGGACUUUUCCUCAGUUUUAACGUCGGAGUCGGACCGCGGAGCUUCUUCUUCUUCUAGUGAGCAGAGUUAAAACAACGUCCUCUCUCUGGCUGCUCGGACUGGAAAACCUCAGUGGCCAUCAUCGUUUCACCUCUGCUGCUGCUGCUGCUGCUCAGUUAGCCACCUAGCAGCUACCCAACAGAGUUACCUCGCCUUCAUAGUGUGUUAACUUGUGGUAACUAAACCGCAGAGAUGUCGGAAACCAAAAUAAUCUACCACAUCGACGAAGAGGAGACUCCGUAUUUGGUGAAGAUCCCCAUCGCUGCCGAGAAUAUCACUCUGCUGGAUUUUAAACAGGUCUUGAACAAGCCAAACUACAAAUUCUUCUUCAAGUCUAUGGACCAGGACUUCGGGGUGGUGAAGGAAGAGAUUUCCGAUGACAGUGCCAAGUUGCCAUGCUUCAACGGCAGAGUGGUUUCAUGGUUGGUAUCUUCAGACACUCCGACAGCAGAGCCUCCAGUGGCGGUGGUCCCCCCUGUGGAAACGACUACCCAGCCUUCGCCCCCUCCUCCGCCCCUCCCACCCCCACCUGCAGAGAGGACCGGGGGCAUCGGGGACUCCAGACCGCCCUCCUUCCACCCCAAUGCGACCGGCAGCGUGGAGACCUUGGACGACCAGACUGAAACGGAGUCUGUAGUUUCCUUCAGGAGGGAGCGACCUCGGCACAGAGAGGGCAUGGAGCCACACGGGCCUCGUAUGAACGGCCAGAGUCGACUGGAGCGCCACCUGGCAGGAUACGAGAGCUCCAGCACCGUGAUGAGCAGCGAGCUGGAAACCACCAGCUUCUGCGACUCUGAGGACGACGACACCAUGAGCAGGUUCAGCAGUGCGACAGAGCAGAGCACCGCCUCUAGGCUUCUUAAACGGCACCGCAGACGCAGGAAACAGCGCCCCCCACGUUUGGAGAGGGCCUCCUCCUUCAGCAGUGUGACAGACUCCACAAUGUCCUUGAACAUCAUCACCGUCACUCUCAACAUGGAGAAGUACAAUUUCUUGGGCAUCAGCAUUGUGGGCCAGAGCAACGAGAGGGGCGAUGGAGGCAUCUACAUCGGCUCCAUCAUGAAGGGAGGAGCUGUGGCUGCGGACGGACGCAUCGAACCCGGUGACAUGCUGCUGCAGGUGAAUGACAUCAACUUUGAGAACAUGAGUAACGACGAUGCGGUGCGGGUACUGAGGGAGAUUGUACACAAGCCAGGGCCCAUCAUCCUGACAGUGGCUAAGUGCUGGGACCCUUCUCCUCAGGGCUACUUCACUCUGCCUCGCAAUGAACCGAUCCGACCCAUUGACCCAGCGGCGUGGGUGAGCCACUCUGUGGCGAUGACCGGGGCCUACCCCGCCUUCCCAGGCAGCUCCUCCCUCAGCACCAUCACCUCUUCUUCCUCCGUCACCGAGACCGAACGUUUCGAUGACUUCAACUUAUCACUGCACUCUGACAUGGCGUCGGUGGCCAAGGCCAUGGCCUCACCAGAGUCGGGUCUGGAGGUCAGAGACCGCAUGUGGCUUAAAAUCACCAUCCCCAACGCUUUCCUCGGCUCGGACGUAGUGGAGUGGCUCUUCCACCACAUCGAGGGAUUCCAGGACCGCCGUGAAGCCAGGAAGUACGCCAGCAACCUGCUGAAGGCCGGCUUCAUCCGACACACCGUCAACAAGAUCACCUUCUCCGAACAGUGUUACUACGUUUUCGGAGAUCUAAGCGACUGUGAGAACUACAUGGCCAACCUGUCCCUGAAUGACAACGAUGGCUCCAGCGGGGCCUCAGACCAGGACACCUUGGCCCCGCUGCCUCUCCCCGGGGCUUCCCCAUGGCCCAUGAUGCACACCUUCCCCUACCAGCCCUACCCGACACACGCCUUCUCCAGCCAGCCGCCUCCGUACCACGAGCUCACCAGCUACAGCUACGCCCCCGGCAGCACCGGCAGCCAGCACAGCGAAGGGAGCCGGAGCAGCGGAUCGACGAGAAGCGAGGGCGAGCGACGCCGCAGCACUAAAGGUCCGGGCAGCACCGUGGGCGGAGGGGAGAAAUCCCCCUCCGGCGGGGGCGGAGAAGGCGGCGGUGGUGCCGACUCGCGCUCCGGCAGCGGCAGCGAAUCGGAAUACUCCACCCGCAGCAGCCUGAGGCGCGGCCACGGUUCGGCCGCCCCCAGCGAGCACAGCCACGCCUCCUCCCAGCGCUCGCAUCACCACCGCAUUCCCGGACCGCCCCACAUGUCUCCCUACCCGCCGGGCAUCCUGCCGUACAACCCCAUGAUGGUGAUGAUGGUACCCCAGCACCCACACCCGGCCAUGGCGGCUCACUCUCUUCCUCACGCGCAGCAGAUGGCCGCGGCGGCGAUGCACCCGGCUCUAGGACCGCCACCUUCCUCCGUUCCGGGGGGGCCUCCCGGCGCCCCGCCAACCCGUGACCUGGGCGCCGUGCCCCCAGAGCUGACUGCGUCGCGCCAGUCGUUCCACCUGGCCAUGGGGAACCCCAGCGAGUUCUUCGUGGAUGUCAUGUAGUCGUUCUGUCUUGGUGUUGAGUGACCAUUCAUGUGAAGUUAGUGUACGGUUCCCACUUGUUUUGACGAGGAUCUGGUGAUAGCUUUUUGAGCUCACAAGGGCCGAUUGGAUUGAGGGCACUUGUUACAAAUUUGGUGAGAACAGGGUUUUAACAUUGACAAAGAAAAUAAGAUAAAACGAAAACACAGUUAAUGUGGGAUAUGAAUCUGACUAUAAGUCUUCAAAGUCUAGUUUCUCUUCCUCUGAAAUCCACUACAUAAAUCCAGAAAAAACACUUCUACUUUCUUAUCUCAGUAGUGAGCUUGUUUUUCCUGCAAAAAAAACAUUCUCAGAAGAUUUUGAUUCCCAAUCAGAGCUGCUCAGCAGCACUCUGAUUUUUGCAAUCCAAAUCAAAAACCCAAAUAAUAUUUUAGCAGGGGGGAAGCACCUUCCCAAACCUGCUAUUGAAUGUCAGAGCUGUCCAUCCAGGAAGCGCACAGACCACAGUUUAACACUAGAGGGUGCCAGGUACACUGUGUACUUGAAAAGGAUACAAUCCUGUAUACAUAUCUGGAUCAGCAUGCCAUAUUUGUUGGCAGCACAGGAGUAUAUCGAGUGCCUUACUCUUUGCAUUUUUUUUAGAGACAUUUUCACACUCCAGGUACAUAAAAUAACUUGUUCCAGCAUUGUUUGACAAUGAACUCCUCUGUAUAUAUCUACUACUCCUAUGUAAAUGCAACGAUACAGAACAGCAAUGUGAAAAGAAAAACCGGUCCAAAAAAUGUCAGGUGAACUUGUGUUUUAGUGAUCACUGUCUAGGCCUAGUCGUCAAAUAACUCCAAGGAGUUGUCGGUGUGGGACUGUAACGGUACUAAUAGGUGAAAAAGACGAGAUGCUGAAAGCGGUACUUUUUGAUUACAUGCAGUGUAUAUCUUAAGUAACUGUGAUCCAAAUGCCCCCAUGCUUAUUUUUAUGUUACUGACUCGCAUUAUUCACCCAUUUCAUUUUUUUGUAUGAGUGACUAUAUAAAAUCAUGUAUAACCGAACUAUUAAGGUGCUAAAUGAAGAUUCAACAUUUCAAAAAAAAAAAAAAAAGAAAUGACAUUGACGGUGUCACAUUGUUUGAUUUCAUAUCGCCACCUUUGUUUGUGUACUUGAGAAUAAAUUUGAUACUUACAUACUG
Messenger RNA from Sebastes umbrosus (honeycomb rockfish), 3848 nucleotides. It is a transcript of the gene dvl2, whose product is annotated as dishevelled segment polarity protein 2. Gene Ontology annotation, cellular component: cytosol. Lineage: Eukaryota; Metazoa; Chordata; Actinopteri; Perciformes; Sebastidae. Gene Ontology annotation, molecular function: frizzled binding. Gene Ontology annotation, biological process: canonical Wnt signaling pathway; intracellular signal transduction. The transcript is spliced from 15 exons. The record is from RefSeq and is a predicted model, not a curated record. The coding region runs from base 383 to 2686 and encodes 767 amino acids.